This is a messenger RNA of Thunnus maccoyii (southern bluefin tuna), 2589 nucleotides long. Its product is annotated as sodium/hydrogen exchanger 9B2-like. Gene Ontology annotation, biological process: proton transmembrane transport. The record is from RefSeq and is a predicted model, not a curated record. NCBI's taxonomy places the organism in Eukaryota, Metazoa, Chordata, Actinopteri, Scombriformes, Scombridae. The coding region runs from base 1 to 1521 and encodes 506 amino acids. Gene Ontology annotation, cellular component: membrane. Gene Ontology annotation, molecular function: antiporter activity. The transcript is spliced from 12 exons.
AUGAAUCAGCCGGAUGAUGCCGAGAUGGAGAUGACAGUGUCAAACUCGUCCUCCUGCUGUUCAUCUUGUAUCAGUCUGAAGGACAGAUGUCCUCGACCGCGGGGACUCAUCAACCUCCUCAUCACCAAGGUGUGUCUGUUUGCUCUGCUGUUCGGAGUCGUCUGGGCCAUCACAGGAAGGGAGAGUUUGCCUGGAGGGAAUCUCUUCGGCAUCGUCAUCCUCUUCAUCUGCUCCGUGCUGGGAGGGAAGCUGGUGGGAAUGAUCCAACUGCCCACACUGCCCCCCUUCCCUCCACUACUUGGUAUGCUGUUAGCAGGUCUGGUGCUGCGUAACGUUCCUUAUAUAACGGAAGCUAUCUACAUCGACCCUCACUGGUCUGCAGCUCUGAAGGACAUUGCCAUGGCCAUCAUCCUGACCAGAGCCGGGCUGGGCCUCGACCCCUCGGCGUUGCGUCGUCUGAAGGCGGUGUGUGCGCGUGUUUCGAUUGGUCCCUGCCUUGCGGAGGCCUGCACUGAUGCUGUGGUUUCUCACUUCCUGCUGGGGCUGCCGUGGAUCUGGGCCUUCAUACUGGGUUUUAUCCUGGCUGCAGUGUCUCCUGCGGUCGUUGUGCCAUCCAUGCUGCUCCUGCAGAAAGAAGGAUACGGAGUAGACAAGAAGAAGGGGAUCCCCACCCUGCUGAUGGCUGCUGGGAGUUUUGAUGAUAUUUUGGCCAUCACAGGGUUCUCUGUCUGUCUGGGAAUCGCCUUCUCUACAGGUUCUACGUGGUUGAACGUACUGAAGGGUCUGUUGGAGGUGGUGGGAGGGAUCAUAGCCGGGCUGAUCCUGGGUCUGUUCCUAUGGUGCUUCCCCAGCAAUGACCAGGAGGACUUCGUAUUGAGGAGGACUCUUAUGUUGUUGGGUCUGUCCAUAUUUUCGGUCUUCUUCAGUCAUGUUAUAGGUUUUGGUGGAGCUGGUAGUCUCUGUACUGUCGUUCUCGGUUUCAUGGCUGCUCUGGACUGGAAGGCCAACAAGGCGCCGGUGGCAGCCAUGGUGGUUCGUUCCUGGGAUGUGUUCCAGCCCCUUCUCUUUGGUCUGAUUGGAGCAGAGAUCAUCAUAACAACCCUCAACCCCAGCACCGUGGGUCUGGGUCUGGCCUGUAUCAGUAUUGGUGUGGUCAGCCGUCUGAUUGUCACCUUCUUGCUGGUUCAUUUUGGAGGAUACAACCUGAAGGAGAAACUGUUCAUUGCUGUGGCCUGGUUGCCUAAGGCCACCGUACAGGCUGCUAUCGGCUCCAAGGCCUUGGAUAUGGCGAGGGAGGAGGGGGAUGAAAUGCUAAUAAAGUAUGGUUCAGACGUGCUAACAUUAGCUGUGUUAGCCAUCCUGACCACGGCUCCCAUUGGAGCACUGAGCAUCGGCCUGGCAGGGCCGCGCCUCCUGACCCGGCAAGUCACACCAGAUGAGACUGAAAACGGAGCCACGUCUCCGAGCAGCCAUGGGAUUGGUCAAGAAAAUGACAAUGUGACCCUUGAGAUCAAGCUAUGAGGCUACUGAUUGGACAAACAGAAGAAAGCUAUAUAUCAUACACUUUAUGUACACACCUUAUGUAGAUGAUAAACUCUUUGUUGCUUCAGAUAUGUUUUUGUUAUACAUGUGUUUCUUAUGCUUUAAUAUGCUUUUACUAAUUAUUGUCACCAAACAAAUGUCCCGUUAUUGAUCCAUUACCUCUUUAUGAUGCAUAAUAGUAGAAGAAGAGAAAUCACUACCAGUGUCAUUCCACAUCUAUGGAAGCUCAUUUCCACCAAGGAAAAAAAAAAAAAAAAAAGAAAAAUUAGGAAUUAUGAAAAUUCAAAAAAACAUUGAAGUCUAAGACUAACACUAAGUCAGCAUUAUGAUAUAUUAAGUCUGAGUCAAGAUUAUGAGCUUUACUAUGUUAAAAUUGGGUAAUUUCACAAUUUCAAUACAUUAUCUAAUAAUUUUGAUAUACUAUCUCUUAUUCUCGUCAAUAUUAUGAGAAACUAAAUAAAACAUAUGAGAUUUACUAUGUAAAUCAAAAUGAUAACAUUUACUAAAUAAAAUCAAGUAAAAAAUUGAAGUCAAACAUUUUAAUUAUUAACUCCUAAUUUUGACUUGCUAUCAUAAUCAUGACAUACUAUUUCAUUACUAGCACAUCAUUUUGUUAUACAAUGACUAUUUUCAUUUUCGUCAUUCCUUACAUGUCAUCAAUUUUUAAAAGUGUUAAUCAUGUGCAGACUGUAUUCUGGUAGAACUAUUUUAAUGAGUAACCACAGACCGAUAAAUGCAAAUGUAAAAUGUUCUUCUAGUCAGUGUUAUUAUAGUAGGGGUUUGACUAUAUUUGGUGCUAUACACUCACAGAGUACAAACUGUUCCUAAUAGUUUGUCCACCACAGUAACAUACAUGAGGGGGGCAAAAUAUUAGGAACUUUUCAAUAUGGUACACUCCACUACGACCUCAAUAAUAAACAAACAAAAACUGAAAAUGUAUAAGCCUUGUAAAAGUUGAAUUGAUGGCGGAGCUGUUGUAUUGGAUUGCAUGAGAUUGCACACGUACUCCUAAUAAAGUGCUGCUGAGUGUAUAUUCCUUUGAACAUG